Lontra canadensis (Northern American river otter) is the source of this 1277-nucleotide messenger RNA. RefSeq lists its product as uncharacterized. Lineage: Eukaryota; Metazoa; Chordata; Mammalia; Carnivora; Mustelidae. The coding region runs from base 1 to 807 and encodes 268 amino acids. The record is from RefSeq and is a predicted model, not a curated record. The transcript is spliced from 6 exons.
AUGAAGCGGGGGCCGUGCACGCCUAAGAAGCCCGCGCCAGCCAAUCAGGGCCGCGCGCCGCCCAGCCUCCGCCCCCCAUUGGCUGAGCCCGCAACUCCAACCGAGGAGACCGAGGCUCGAAGGGAGCCCACGGCCGACGAGGGAGGCGGGGGUGGGUGGCGGGAGCUUAUCAAAGACACCGCAGCCCCAGGGACAAUCCCGGGUGUCCGACAAGGCUGUCCCGUCAACCUGAACCCCUGGACCCAGAGCAGGAGGCAGCCAGCCGUUUGCCGGCCCCGGGGCCGGGAACGCCGGAGCCGAGCGGAAGCUUUCCGUGAGGCUGGGAUCCGCGCCUUGGCUCGCAGGGACGUGGCCGCUGCGGGCCCUCCGGAAAACAGAUUAUCGGAGCCCUUUCAGAGCGCGCACAACAAAUGCGCCCGCCAUCGAAUGCAUCAUUUACCACCGCAGAUCCGCGCGCUGAUGGGCAGGCAGAUAGCCGUCCGCGGGGGGCACGCCGGGCGCCCUGUGCCCGCGCCGCCUGCCUGCCUGCCGGGGGGUACCCGCCUGUGCGCCCCCGGGUGUGCCCGGCGUGUUUGGAUGGACAUUCGCCUGUGCCAGUGGAUGGGCACUGAACAAGAAAGGCCUCCCCGCUCCGGACCUGAGGAAAGAGACUGGAGCCCCGCCGCCCGAGGUCUCCGCGCCCUUCUUGAAAAUUUGGAAGAUUGGCCUGAUAAUGUAAUGCUGGAGUUCUGUGUCACCCGCCUCCUGUGCCCUGGGGUCUUCACCCACCCACUUCAGGCCCACAGGUCAGGGAUGUGUCCCUCAUAGAAAUACCAUUUGCCGUAGCUGUGUUAGUUUUGGUCUUCCUUCUCUGUAUCCUUUGUGGAAUUUCCAAUAUCUUUCUCCCUCUAGGUACUGUAAACCACUUAAUAAUGAAUUAAUUAAUAAAUCCAAUCAACACUUUAAAAUAAUGUGUUCGGCCACACUGUUUUAGACCCUGGAUAUACAUACAGUACAAAUAAAAGAGAAACAGGGAACAGUCAGACAUAACCACACAGAUUAAUACAUCAUCACAAAUUGUGACAGAACUCUGAGGGGCAAAGAACAUGUAUUUACAGAUAUUGAAUCCAAGCGUAUUUGCAGAGACCUACGUUGGGUCAGGUCAUGUGCUGAUAGGGGAGGGCAUGGGACGAAACACGAUAUGGUCACUGUGUGCAGACAACUCACAGGGUGGUGGAGGGGUAGGCACAUUAAGAGAUUCUGUUAAGGGGCGCCUGGGUGGCUCAGUGGGUUAAGCC